This is a messenger RNA of Melanotaenia boesemani (Boeseman's rainbowfish), 4501 nucleotides long. RefSeq names its product protein FAM131A-like. The record is from RefSeq and is a predicted model, not a curated record. The transcript has 5 exons. NCBI's taxonomy places the organism in Eukaryota, Metazoa, Chordata, Actinopteri, Atheriniformes, Melanotaeniidae. Bases 744 to 1784 code for a protein of 346 amino acids.
CGCGAUGCUGUGAUCAGCUUCAUAUCUCCUCCUUCAGACCUGUUGAAAUAUGCAGCAUGUUCCUCGUUUGUCAUUGUGUCAGCGGCUUUAAAGAUGAGAAGAAACGCAAUCCUUGGCUAACAACUUGCUCCUCCUCUGCGCGCACAGCUAACUCCUCCCCGAGCACGGUGACAGCAGCCAAUCAUAUCUCAUUCCGCUCCUUGAGGGUAAGAAAAAAAACCUCCAGGAGGCGGAAACUCGCUGCUGGCAGCAUAUAAACGCGUAAAGGUGGGAUUUUUGUAUCGAUGUUACCGCCUCUAAUCUUCGCUCUCUGACAGAGAAGAGAGCGCAGGGAACUUGAGGUGGAUUUGAGAGGCAGUCGUCAGGAAAGGAGCCCCCAAAAUUCCCCCACCUGAGUGAUCCUGAGGCCAGUACCCCAUGCUGCUGCCGCUGUCGCCAGUCAGAGCGCUGUCCGUCCGAUGUGGUGCUGAACCUGCGGCUGUUGACUUACACCUGGUCCAAGUGAGACUUUAGUAAAAACAAAGCUGGACUAAAGCUUUGCCCGUAUGGAUUAGAAAUAAGUAGAACCCCAGAAGAAACAGACAACACGGAGCAGAAGUGAUGGCUACACUCCCUCCCGCCUCGGCGCUGUGAGCACCGCUGCGCGCUGCCGCUUCCAACCCGGAACCCUGCAGAGCCUCCGUAGAUGAGGAGAGUGACCGAGGCUUCCCAUCAGUGAGGUGAAUGUUGAUGACACCAUUGAAAUGUUACCAAAAUCAAGAAGAGCGCUCACUAUUCAAGAGAUUGCUGCGUUGGCCCGAUCCUCCCUGCAUGGUAUUUCACAAGUAGUGAAGGACCAUGUGACGAAGCCUACAGCCAUGGCACAGGGCAGAGUGGCCCAUCUUAUAGAGUGGAAAGGCUGGUGCAAGCCUAUGGACACUCCAGCAGCCCUGGAGUCAGACUUCAACUCUUAUUCUGACCUCACGGAGGGAGAGCAAGAGGCACGCUUUGCUGCUGGUGUGGCGGAGCAGUUUGCCAUCGCUGAGGCAAAGCUGAGAGCCUGGUCCUCAGUGGAUGGCGACGAGUCAAAUGAUGACUCAUAUGAUGAAGAUUUUCUGCCUGCCAAUGAGCCCACCACACAGAGCACAGAUGUGCCAUCGUAUCCUCCCUACCUGAAGGACCUGAUCCACAGCCAGCUUUGCCAUCACCUGGGCCUGCGAGGGCCCUGCCCCGAGAGUGGCAGAGGAGCCGCAGAGGGCGGUGGCAGCAGAGAGCCCUCCCCCACAGCUGGCUCUCCGGAUACUCUGUGCUCCAGCCUUUGCAGCCUUGAUGAGCAUCACCCUCUACUGCGUGAGCUGGGGGGCCAGCGCUGCUCCCACUCCCACAGCAAUGCUGCCGAGCUUGCUGCAAAGAUCCUUUCUGCUCUACACGGAGGGGAGGAGCUGCUGGCCCGACUUCAGAGGGUGGGACAGAGCGGGCCUGGUGGACUGGGAGACUGUGGCUUCCACAGCCUGGGUGGCAGCGGACGGGGUGGCAGACCUUGCGGGGGUCAGGACUCUCCUUGCUACUCCAUGUCUUACUCUGAGACAUACCUCUCACCGGGUGAGGAUGGCGACACCCCCUGCAAGGACUAUGAGAGCACCAUGUGCCAGGUGGAGGCGGGGGGCAACAGGGUGGAGUAUCCACCUGACUAUGACCCACGCAGGAGGGUGUCUGACGUAGCGUCGUCUGGGGUGGUUUCCCUGGAUGAAGAGGACGAAGAGGAGGAGCUGGAGGAGCGGGCAGAGGAGCCAAACACCCAGUGACUCCUCUCCGCCUCAGUAACAAAUCCCUCCUUCAACCUGGAGCACUUACUCUUUUUUUUUUAACUAUUAUUUUUUUUUUACAUUUUCUUCCCGUCUCCAUGAAAACGUCCGAGAAGUUUGACUAAUACAGAAAUCAUCUGUCUUUGCCUUACUCACAGAAUUUCUCCUCCUCUUCUUCCACGUGUUGACUCUUCUUGGUUCGAAGGCGUCCAAACAAUCUCUUUCAUCGGUGUGAAAACUGCGAGCCGGACCCGUCAGAGCGGUCCAAGCUGCUGAUGCUCGCCGCUUUCUGCCCUGCAAACAGACACCAGGAAGACAGAACAAUUCAGUCCCAAACUCUGACUUAUCUUUGCAUGUUUUCCAAGCGCUGAAAUCGACGGGCUGACCUGGUCUGGAGCACGACUUGUAAACUCCCCAGCUUCUCCCUCAGAGAGAGAAGGGGGCAGGUUGACAUUGCAUCCUGACACCUGCCCUCACCUCCCCUCUUCCUCCUACUCCUGUGUUGCAAGAAACUAAAUAGCAUCCUUUUGGGCAUGGCUUGCUGAGUAUGCCAAACUAUUUAACCCUGUCACUGAUUAUUAUGAGUAAAUGCUGGAAUGUCUUUAAAGUGACAGGACAUAGUAUGUAUUUUAAAAUAAAGAGUAAAAAAAGGAUUUGUCACAGAUGAUAUGACAGAAAUGAUAUGCUUUUCUUGUACUAGUUUUCUAUCACUCCAACAUGGUGUCGUUAUUCCAGACGUCAUUAUGAUGGACAUGUGACAUAACGAUCAGCUGCAGCUGUUCUGUGGAUUCCUGCAGGGAAGACACCAGAAAAUAAAAACACAUGCAGAAUGUUUCUGAGUUGACCCUUCAGCGAUAGAUGUUGGGGCAGGAAGUGGCAGAAAAGAUUUUUUUUUCCUGUGAUGAGAUGAGUUGCAUUGGAGAUUUUCUAUAUUUUUGUAUGCAUUGUCUUGCUUUGAUCUCUUUGCCUAUGCGGCGUGCCAGUGUAUGUGGUUUUUUGCACGAAGCUAAUGUGGCUGUAGAUUUCUCCUUUUUCUUCAUUAUCACUGUGUGAUAUAGUCUACUUGGAAACAAAACAAGCAAACAAAAAAACAGUACAAAUGUGAACAAAAAAAGUUUUUUUUAUUUCAAAAGAUGGGACUGUGAUACGUUUGUUCUGAUGAUGCCAUUUGUCAUGAUCCUCAAGAAGACUUCUCGUUUUUCUUUACUUUACUUACAACUUCAUUCUUUCCUUUCAUACUGACUCUUGGAAAGCUUUGCUGUUUAAUCAAUAUUUUCCCUCCUUUUCUAUGAUGCUUGCAAAAAGGCAUGUCUAUCUGACACAUGCAGAAUCUCUCAUCUCCAUGGCGACAUGAGGAGCACUGUAGUGGUGCUCCCAGAGAGAGUUGUCAUUCAUGCAACUCAGGAAAUCCCAUUGGACCAGAGCGUCAAUGCAUCCCACCCACCCACAUGCAAACUACUCUAUCAGUGUCAUCCUCCAUGUCUAUUUGUGUGUGUGUGUGUGUGUGCGCGCGCAGUUAUUUUCUAAAAAUGAUGAAAGCACAGAUUCAUUCCCAACUCCUAUGCUGUUUGUUUAGAAAAGCCUCAAUGAGCAAGUUUGUAUUUUGACAUAUUGUGAAACUGUGGGUAUGUGUAUGUGUGUGUGUGUGUGUGUGUGUGUGUGUGUGUGUGUGUGUGUGUGUGUGUGUGUGUGUUGGGGUGUGAGUAGAUGUAUUGUAAGAUGUCAGCAAGUGCUUCAAGCUUGCAGUGUAUAUUUGUUCUAAAACUCGCCCGAUGCAGUGAUUCCCUUUAAUAUAGUGUCUGGUGUAGCUGAGCUUUUGUCAGAUGGUGACCCGUUCUGGAGAUUUCAGAACUUAAAUGUCCAGGAAAGUAACUGACUGAUAAAUGUGAAGCAAACACAAAUGAAUUAGUUCAGUUUAUUUACUUUCUAACCAGCAACUAAUGAUGACAAAAAAAUCCAGUUAAGGAGAGUUGGAAAAGACAACUCAGGGGGAACCAUUGAAGCUGUGCCUUUCAUAUGUUGACCUAUCAAUUUCAACCAUCAUCCUCCAUGGUGUCCCUAAGGCCAUAGCUCAGCUUUAUUCCCCUCCACCACUUUAGGUGAGGAAGGGCAGUCUGAACUGGACGGAUCAUCUGACACCCUGUUGCAUCUGAUGUGUGUUUUUGUUUGUGUUCCUGCUGAAGGGAGAGGCUACUGCAGGCCAGUUUGCGUCACCGUCCUUUUGGUUGACAUUAAAAGCUGGCAAGGCGAGGUUGUGCCUUUGUCCGGACAUCGUGACGUGAGCGUGCCAUUGUUCCCCGACUCCCCUUUUCCUCUACGUAUCAGCUCACCUUGACCACCACCAUGCAAGCCUUUUCUGUGUCUGUCCGUCUGAAAGUGUGUGUGAGAGAGAGAGAUGGCGGGCACCUUGGUGUGAUGCGAUUCUCAUUUACUCAGACCUCUACAAACCUGAGAAUUCAGACUUGUACUCUCCCUUUUAUCCUGAAUCUCUCGCUACAGUCCCUCUCUGGUGGUCUUUCUCAUAUUUUCAUCCUUCUCUGAGCAUUUAGUCUUCAGAAGUACAGAAAUGGAAGAUUUGUAGCUGAUUCAAACACAGACAGCGUGAUGAAUGUGUCCCCUCUCCAUCCUCCUAUCAGUGUCCUGUCAUUUCCUCCCACUUCUCUUUGUGUCUGUCCUUCAUUUCAUUCCCUCCCUCUUUACACACACACACACACACA